GGAUCACUACUACAUGGAGCCGAUCUAAUGAGGGGCAAGCGGUUCGCUGCGACCUGCAGCCGCCGGCCGGGACACGGCCUGUCCCUGCACUGAGCAUCGUGAACCAUGUUGGCGGUGUGUGUCGGCUCGGUGGGCGCCGUGAAGGCGCUGUGGGAAGGAAGGAUCCAACAGCUGACAGAGGAGCGAGAGAGGGAGGAGAAGCGGUCGGAGAGGAAGGCGCUGAAGGGGGUGACGGUCGUGUGGCAGGAGCGGAUAAACCUGGCCAGGCUGAAGGACAAGGUGGUCAAUGCAGAGGGAAGAAUUGUGCUAAAGAUAGAGAACGAAGCUUGGAAGUCACUACCAAAUGCAUUACGACAAAUGUCAUAUUUACAAGAAUGGCAGAUCCACAGAACUGGCUUGGAAAGCAUUCCUCGAUUUGUCGGAGUAUUUGAUAAUCUGCUUGUGUUGGAUCUAUCCCGAAAUUCAGUCAGAGAGAUCCCAAAGGAAAUAGGACAACUGACCAAACUGCAGGAGCUCUAUGUCAGCUACAACAGACUGCAACAAAUUCCGCAUGAGCUUGCUGGCUGCAAAAACCUGGAGAAACUGGAUUUAGCUGUAAACAGAGAUCUCUGCGAUCUACCUGAACAGCUGUCCCAAUUGCAAAGGCUUUACCACCUCGACUUGUCCAUGAACCGGUUCACUUGCAUCCCUCUGGCAGUUACGAACAUGCCUGCCCUGGAAUGGCUAGAUAUGGGCAGCAACAAACUUCAAGAGCUUCCGGAUGACAUGGCUAGAAUGGAGAAACUGCACACUAUUUGGCUACAGAGGAAUGGAAUCACCCACUUGCCAGAGACCAUCAGUAAAUUGAAAAAUCUCAGCACUCUGGUUCUAACAAGCAACAAGCUGCAGAAAAUCCCAGUUUGUAUGGAAGAAAUGAUCAAUUUGAGGUUUGUGAAUCUGAGAGACAAUCCACUUCAGCUAAAAGUUACACUAUCCGAGUGUGCAAGCCCAGAGGAAGAGGAAGACCGUGAAUUAUUUGGGAUAGAAUUUAUGCAAGCCUACAUACAGGAAUUAAAAAACAGCAAUACUCAAACUUGUACCUCAGUACUGUCAGUUCCAAUUGAAGGUGAAAUCUCCAAUCAAAUCUAGAUAUCACAGUCAUGAAACAAAUGCUGGAUUAAAAUAAAAUGCAAAGCUAAGUUUAUUUAUGUAAAAUUGGCUGGAUUCUUUGAAAUUGUGAAAUUAUGACCUGCUGGAACUUUGCUGGUGUGAACCAUCAAUAAAACACAACAAAGGAACACUCCACACCUGCAUUUUAUUCUUGUCACUAUAAGCGGCAGAAACAAGGAAUACUGCCUAGAUAACAAAUAAAACACACUGUUGCUGAUAGUUCACAACUCUUCGAUGACCAAUGAAUCUUACUUAACAGUCCUCAGUUUGUUGAAUUGUUGGAGAGGGAAUAGCUGUAAGCAGGACAUUUUCCAGUGAGACGCUGGGACUAGUGUAAUACUGCACAGCAGAAUCAAAUCCUUGCUGCUGCAAAUACCAAAUGCGACCUUGGUCUAUCAACCGCUUGCACAGGUGUCCCACGUGUUCUCGUUCCCCCGUGGUCAGCGUUCUGCAAAGGAUUUACAUUU
Amblyraja radiata (thorny skate) is the source of this 1616-nucleotide messenger RNA. RefSeq names its product leucine rich repeat containing 39 (gene lrrc39). The record is from RefSeq and is a predicted model, not a curated record. Lineage: Eukaryota; Metazoa; Chordata; Chondrichthyes; Rajiformes; Rajidae. Gene Ontology annotation, cellular component: cytoplasm. Gene Ontology annotation, molecular function: protein binding. Bases 106 to 1128 code for a protein of 340 amino acids. The transcript is spliced from 9 exons.